GUUCGCUAGUAUUUCGCAUCGCAUGUCGGCAGGACCAGAUGGCAGAACCACCAACCAUGGUCCCUCGGCGCACGACGAGGCUCGGGAGCCCUGCUCGGGAGGCCCCCACUGAGCAUCAGUUGCCCAAGCAAAACGAACGACAUCUCCUUUGAUUUGUUGGAUACAUUAAUCUGCUCCGCUGUUGAGCGGCCACCUGCCCCUCAGCGGCCGUCCGCGCUGAUGCCUUGCAACUCAGUGCUUUGCUUACAAUACGGUUCUCAAGUUAUAAACGCUAGGAUAGUAGGCUUGCUGGCGCCAACCUGCUUGGACAUUAUGUAGGCCCGGCCUGGCCUGGGCUCUUCUGUUCCACAGAUUUCCAAAUGGUAAAACUAGCAUAAUCUCAGCUGGACCAUUCGCCUUUCAAUGGGCGCGUGUGAAGGAGCUGUGGAAGGGCUCCGCAGGCGCCACGCUCGAUCGCCCCAGGGUGCUGUAGUCAGCUUUCAGCAUGCUGCUGGGGCCAUAUUUUUUCUAUCGCUGGGGUUGGCACUGGGCGGUUCACUCUGGGCGCUGCCGCUGGCCAUGGUUACCGCACUGGUGCUCGCGUACACCUUCCUCUUCUCUGAAGGCGGCUUAGAAUCGGGUAUAAUCGACGAUUGCAAGGCGGUGCACCAUACUCCCGGCGCUGUUCAAGCCAUCCUGCAGCACGCAGCGGGCGCAAUGCGGCAUGCGCCUUCAGCGCACCACUCUGGCUUGGGAACGGGCACCUACCAAUCUCGCCGCCUGGAUCCCUCACUCCAAGUAGCCGCACUGGCACAGCAGUCGCAGCAGCUUCUGGCUCCCGCCGCUGGAGCAGGAUUUGGAACCAGUAUCGCCGUGAGCAAACCCUCCGUCCGGGUGACCGUCGACGCCAACAGCCUGUGGGCUGCCGCGCUGGACGCGGGCGUUGCCAACGCUGAUUUCAAUGCGUUUAAAGGUGUGCUGACUGCUAUGGGCGGCGGCAAGGGCGCCAGCCUGCAGGCCCUCAACAGCCUGUCAGCCACCCUGGCUGGCACCGCCGCAAGCACAGGCUCCAAGCGCCUGCCCCCCAAGCCCAUCAGCACAACCUCCGCAGGCGGCCUAGCCACAGACGUGGGCGCUAUGACCGGCGGUGUCUCUACAAAUGCCGCUGCUCUCGUGCCCGCGGGCGAGCUCGCCAAGACCGGCUCCUCCGGCGUCGGCGCCGGUCGCACUGCAAUGGUGCCGCCGGCUUUGGGCGUUGUCCCCCGGGGGACCCGGAACCCGCCGUCCUCGGUGACUUCGUCACUGCUAGCGAGCGGCGGCAGCAGCGGCAGCAGCCUCAAGGCGCCUGUGGGGCUCAGCCGCUGCACCAUUGUUGAGGACGCACCCUUCCCGCCGCCCAACACACAGGUGGUGAUGGAGCUGCACGAGAAGACGCUUCGUGUGGGCGGUCGCCGGCUGCGGUACCGUGGCUUCCGCCCUGCCGACCGCCCCACCGUGCCGGUCCCUGGCUCUACCGCCGGCGCCGACACAGCCAUGGCGAGCGGCCAUGGCGGCGGCGCACCAGACCAGCUGGCGACGCGGCAGCAGCCGCUGCCACCGAGCACGCCGCCCAACCUGGACAGCCCCGCCGGCGCCGCUGGAGUCGGAACCGCCGAGCACAUGCAGCCGUUCGCCUCCACCGCCGCCAUGGCGACCGCAGCGCUGGGCGCCAUGCCCCCCUACUGCAGCUUCGCCGCCAACAACAACCUGCAACAGCAGCAGCACCACCAUCAACUGCAGCAGCAACAGCAGCGGCAACAGCAGCUUGGCGCGGCCUACGGCAGCGGCGCCGUGAGCGGCAACAGCCUCGCGACCCUGGCGGCCGCCAGCGGCCGUGUCAGCGUCAGCGUCAAGGUGCCGUGGGCGCACCCGGCGGCGCUGCUGCAAGGCAGCGCGGGUGGCGCGGGCGCCGGCGACAUGCUCGCGCCUCGCGGCGGCCCUGGCUGCAGUGGCGGCGGGCUGCUGGAAUCGCUGAAUGCGGCGCUGGCGAGCGGCUCAGGCUACAUGGUGGUGGGCGCCGCGGUGCGCCCCGGCUGCGCCAUGCUGCAGCUGGACCUGCUGCUGCUCGGUGGCCGCGGCGGCGGCGCAGGCGGUGGGCGGGGCCGCGGGCGGCGCGCCCUCAGCGCCAUGGUACCGGGCGUCCACGCCGCUGCAGACGAUGACAGCGAGGAGGAAGAGGUGGAGCCGCUGCCGCUCGCACUGCUGUACGGGGGCGGCGCUGACGGUGCCGAGAUCGACGGCGGCGCAGUGGCGGAGGCGGUGGCGGGCGCGGGCGCGCUGGGCAUUCGCAGUGCCGCCGACUUGGCGGUGGAGGUUGCGCGCCACGUCGGUGCGGCGGCGCCCCCGGCGUCCCACCCGACGCCGCAAUCGGCUGGUGCAGGCGAGACGGCGCAGCUGCUAGUGGCGCUCGACGGCGGCGCCUAUUACGUGCUGUCGCUCGCCAAUCAGGUGGACGGACACGCCGGCGGCUACGGCGAGUGGCAGGCGAUGCCGCUGGAGUCGUCGGCCGCGGCGGCUGCGGAGGCGGAGGCGCCGCUUGGCUACAGCGGCGGCAGGCAGCGUGUGCCGCUGGCGCUGGCGGCCUCGCGGGACCGCGCCGCUGUGGCGGAGCUGCUGAACCGGGUGUCAGCGGCGGCCGCCUCUGCGGCGCUGCGCGCCGGCCGCCUGAUGCCUCCUGUCGCCGUGACGCCAAAGCUGCAGCUUCGCGUGCUGCCUGCCGCUGCUGUGGCCGUGGCUCCUGGAGCGCCGCUGCUGUUGACGCUGGUGGUGGAGGUCGCAGCGCCGGCGGGUGUGGGCCUGGGCGCCCGCGGUGCCGCCAGCGGUGUCGCCGAGCGCGACGCGGCCUGCGCCCUGCUUUCCGAGCUGCUGGCAUUGGCGCUUGUGUCGCAGCCGCAGCACGAGCACCUUGACGACGCUGAGCCCCUGCGCAAGCCGCACGUUCCGCUGCGCCAGCGGCGCGUGACGGAUUUGGACUCGGGCAGCGCGUGCAAGGUGCCGCCGGUGCCGCCUCAGCGUUCCGUCUCGGACUCGGCGCUGGGCAGCACUCUGGACGACAGCGAAGAGUGGGACGAGCGGCACGGGCGGGCCCACCACCAGCAUCACAAGAUGCCAGAGGAGGAGGUGCAGCCGGCGCGCCACGCGGCAGGUGGCGACUCGCAUGGCGUGCUGCCGCGCGGGUUUUACAUGGUGGCCAACCUCUUAGGCCGCAGCCUUCCGGUGCGCGCGCAGCACGUCACGCCGGUCGCGCCCGCUGCGCCGGACACGCUGGCAGCGGCUGCGGUGAUGCUGACGGUUGACGGCGCCGCCUCCGCGCUGGAGGGCUGCGGCUGUUCGCUGUCGCGGCUGUCGCUGGAGCUGUGGCACGGCAACUGCCAGGCGGCCGGCUCGGCGCAAGUGGUAGUGGUGGGUGGCGGCGCGGCAGGCGGCGGCGCGGCGGCGGAGGCGGUGGCGGCGGAGCUGUGCGCCCUGGCGGCGACGGAGGAGCCGGACGCGAUGCGUCAGGUGGUGCUGGACCUGGGCUCUGUGGACUCGUUCGCCGCGUCGGCUGCGGUUGCUGCCGCCGCGUCGGCGGCGGAGCUGGCUGCGGCGGAGGCGCACGCCGGCCUCUGCCCUCGUCAGAGGGCCGCGGUGCUGCUGCCGGGCAGCGUGGACCUGUGGCCCGAGCUGCGCGCCUCCAUGGCGGCCUCGCUGGCGGACCCCGAGCAGCGCGGCGAGCUGGGCCUCAUGGCGGCCAACCUGCUGUCCUACACCGUGCUGCGCGGCCUGCCCGCCACCGCAGCCGUCGUGCGGCGCGCGCUGCGCGCGCUGGGCUACGGCCUGGAGGACGCCGACGCCAUGUCGGCCGCUGCCGCCGGCGGCACUGAGCUGUAUGACGACGACGACGAGGUCGACGCCGUGACGGCCGGCGCGGUUGACGGCGGCUGCGAGGAGGAGAAUCAGGUUGGGCUGCCACUGGUUCACCUGGCGGCGCUGUCGGGCAGCAUGGGCGUGGUGCGGCUGGUGCUGAGCUGGGCGGCAGAGGAGGGGCUGGGCAGCGAGUGGGUGCUGCGCCGUCACCGUGGCCUCUCGCCGCGCCAGGCGGCGGCAGAGGCGGUGGCGGCGUCGGCCGCUGCACAUGCUGGCGGCGUGGACGGUGGUGGCGGUGACUUUAUGGCUUACCUGGCGGCGCUGGACGCGGUGCUGCCCAAGGAGGAGACCCAAGCGGUGGCCGCAGCCCAGCAGCGGCAGCAGCGCCACAGCUCAAGACUGGAGGCGACCGCGGCGGCGCCUGUGAGCUGGCUGGAGUCGGACUCAAGCUGGCAUGAGGAGGAGCAGGCUCAGAUGGAGCUGGCCGAGUCAUCAGGUGCCCCCGAUGCACUGGCGGCAGUGGGCGCCGUCGUGGAGGACGACGUGGGCCGCGGCCCGCGCCUGAGCAGCGACUUCAGCAGCUGCGGCGGAGCCGGUGCCAGGGACCAGAAGUGCUCGCGCCCGGCGCGGUCGGCCAGCGCCUCGCCUUCCAGCACCACAUCGGGCGCCGCACAGGAGAACGCUGAGGUGACGGCGCCGGUCGGCGCCGCCGCUGGCAGCGCUUCGCUCUCCAACCACAGCGCAGGCGCCGGCAACUCGUACCCCUGCUCGCCCGUCACGCCGCCUGCGUCGUCGAGGAAGAGCAUCUCCAGCCUGCCGGCUGCGUCAUUGACUGCUGUCUCCGCCGCUGUUGCCAGCGCCUCCGGAUCCACCGCGGCCGCGACCUGCAUACAGGGCCACAGCGCUGCCGGCAUGCCCGCGCCAGCGCCGCUACCGGUGACCCAAAAGCACCCCUCUGCAGACGCCGCCCGGGACUCCAGCGCCCUGGCCACCACCACCACCACCUCCUCCUCCUCCACCGCCUUUCCCAGCAGCAACCACGGCCGCGCUGCCCCGGGCCGCUGGCGCCGUCACCUGCUCACGUGCUGCCUGCUGGGCUACCCCGACGCCGACACCGAGGCAAGCUACCAGCGCUUCAUUACGCCGUACGAGGCGCACUUGACGUCCUCUUGGGUGCCGGUGAUGGGCUUCCUGUUCUUUGUGGCGCUGUGCCGGCAGCUGCGCCCCGGCGACGGCGGCGACCCGGCGGAGGGCCCCGCCUCGUUACUGUUCGCCGGGCCGUACGUGGUGAUGGCGGCGUGCCUCGCGCUUCGCCCGUCCCUGGUGCUGGGCUCCCGCGAAGGCGGCAGCGGCGGCUCCGGCUGGCGACUGCGGUGCUGGUGGCUGGCAUGUUGGCUGAGCCGGCUCGCUCUGAAACCGCUGCUGCGGCUGGGCGUGCUGGCCGUGCCGCCGUCCAUGGUUCAGUACAGCCGCAGUGGCGUGACACUGGUCACCGACACGCUGUUGCCGGGCUUGUGCGAGCGGAUGCCGCUGAGCCUGGCACUGCCGCUGCGGCUGCUGGACGCACUCACGCACCUCGUGUUCGUGAUGCAGACCGGCAUUAGCACCUCGCUCGCCAGUGGGCUGCUGCUUGCGCUGGUGCGCCUUGUCUUCUUCUUCGCCGCCGCCGGCUCGGUGGAGCUGUGUAACCGACGGCGCUUCCAGCAGCAGGCGGCCGCUGCGUCGGCGGCGGCGGCGGCCGCGGUCCAGGCCGGUGGCGUUGUGCAGGAUGCCGGAACAUCCAAGGUGCCGGGCAACAAGGCGGGCUCCAAUGUGCGUGCGCGCUCGCCUACCAGCGCUGGUUACUGAUAUGCUGUGUGCUGACGGCAGGGGCGGCCGGUGAGCAGCCGCUGUGUGCACAUGCGGGUUGUUCGCCCGCAGCCGUAGUGUGCAGCACAUAUGGAGACGUCCGCAGCACCCGGCAUGCACUUUUGUGUUACAGGGCAGAUCCUGGUGCGCCAGACUGCAGGGCGAAUUAAUGUCAGACAAUUGAUACAGUGUUCGCGUGAGCAUGCGCUGUGCCUGUUUGCGUACCCGCAAUCGGUGUGUCACGCGUGCUGGAUUACAGCUCAUACCUUAUCAUGCACAAUGCAUUGAAGCAGUACAGGUGGUCCGCGCGAUGCAUUUACUGCUGCAAUCAACCAAGUGGCGUUUGCUGUUUACGCAUUACUCUAUGAGACUGGCUUUCAGGGCUUACUUGAUUCGAGGCUUGCGCUAAUUCACGUUGGAUAGCCAUAUUUUUGAACGCCUGCUAUAGACUGGAUUGUUGCGUCCUGUUCGUCGCCUGGCAGCUGGAACAGUUGCUGUGCGUUCCCAGACAUUGCAAGGCUCAAACAGACAAAUGCAUAUAUGUCAUGGUCCAGGGUGCGGGAAAUGGAGGCUGCUUACAACGGUAUGGUGCCAAGGGCGCAUUGCUGCGCUGAACAGAAUGAGAAUUGUGUCCAGGUUGUUCGAUAGAGAAAACGUGUGGCACAUUCUGCAGGUAAAGCUUUGUACGCAGCUGCACUGCAAGCGGGCCGGUACAGGGUUGUUCGCGGCGGCGGUCGAUGGGGCCGCAGCUUUGGCGUCCUUCAUGCUAUGCCGUGAUAGUGUGAUGCUAUCAGGGCCAUGUCAGCCUUUUGCAGGCGAGACGCGGCCAGACAAUAAUAUAUUUUGAGGGAGCAAGUGUGCGGCGGGUGGGGGUCUAAACUUCCGCCAAGCACAGCUCAUUGGGUCCCUGGGCCCAGACCGAAACUCGCCCCUUACACCUGCGAUCUUAAGAGGUCCUACCUUGAUAUAAGAACUUGAAUCUCUACAGCUUUGGCAACCUUCAUGAUGGAAGCGGGGAUCGCAAGCAACAGGAAGUACAGUAGAUGUCAUUAAAUUGGGCAGGGUUGCAUUCCGUCGGGCGGAGGCGAAGGGUCAAUAGUGGUGCUGCGGGUGUAGGUGUUGGGUAAGGGAAUAGGUUUUGCCGCUUUUUAUAUUCUGGAUCCACACGCCGGCCGUAGCGUCCGUGUACUGGGUCGCACGUGCCGGGUUUCGUCAUGGGCAACUGACCGCACACAACGGUGACCUCUUCCCGUAGGUGCAAGCCCAUCGGAAGGCAUCUUUAUACGGCGUUGCGCGUGCAGGAGUUACCUGGUGAAUGUGGUCACUUGAGGGGAGGCGGCGUGUAGGCGGCGCAACGGGACCUGGCCGCCCGGCGCCUGUCUACAGACGCCGGGCGGCCGUGGCCAUGUUGGGCUAGGCAAUCGGUGAUUUAGGUGGUGGCCAAAGCGAGUUGGGCCUGAGAACGAGGAUGAGCCAAUUGGGUUUCAGGAAGACCAGGCGGCACAGGGAGGGGCCUCGGGGCGUACGGAAUGGAUAAAGAGGGGGCAGCAAGAAUGCUGUGGCUGCUGCCAGUGGGGGGGGCUUCGCGGAACGGAUUGAGGCGAGCCUGCGCUGUUGGGCACGUGCCCCUGCUCCUUGCGUUGUGUGGGUCCAGGGCAGAACAGCGAUCUUGCCCCGAGUGUGCUUCAGCGCUCGGGUACCAGACUAAUGUAAGUCAAGAGAUUA
Molecule: messenger RNA, 7437 nt
Organism: Chlamydomonas reinhardtii
Lineage: Eukaryota; Viridiplantae; Chlorophyta; Chlorophyceae; Chlamydomonadales; Chlamydomonadaceae
Exons: 5
Coding region: 559-5712 (1717 amino acids)
Source: RefSeq, a predicted model, not a curated record